CGUCGCUACAGCUAAGAUGAAGGGAAUUACUUUAAUAGUUUUGUGCUCAAUCCUUGUGUUGUCAUCAUUGAUAAAUGUAACAUUCGGAUAUAGCAUGAAAGUGAGUCUUAACUUUCCGGAAAGGGCAGGAUUCCCAUCAAAAACAACAUUACGGUGUGAUAGCGGGAAUUAUAUCGUGGUUAGAAAGGGUAUUUUAUUUUAUAAUAACGGCAAGAAGAACGAAAAAGCGUGGUAUCCGCCAAAGAUGGCGUGUGAUUUUGAAGAAACAUGCACGUUUGAGCUUGUAGAAGAACAAUAUAAAUAUUUGGAAUUAAAGGAGGGAGAAAACUUAGAACUUCAAAUUCAAUACGAUUGUAAACCCAAAAACUUUAAAGGAAAUCCAAGAAGGAUAUCACAGUAUGGACAAAUCGGAAAGUGUCCGCACGACUCUUUUGUUCAGAAACACGUUGGUUAUAUUUGGAAUGAUGAUAUUGUCUCUAAUUCGGAAACGGCAAAAAAGGAAAGGGAAGUGAUUGCCAUGAGCGUCUGUGCUCAAGUCAGACGUUUUAGGGAAGCUAAUCCAAAUACCCCAAUCGAUCCAAAUGAAUCCACAGUGUUUUUGAUACAUGAUAAACACCAACUCACCAAAAAUUUCGAGCCAAGUGGAAAUAAUGACUGUAAACUAACGGGAAAUGCUCUUGCCCGUUCAUUUAAGUAUCAGUGUUCAAGAGGCGCCAAUAAAUGGACAUGUGAUUUCAAAGGCAAGGGAAUGGAUGUGGCUAGACAUAUCAAAAAUAAUGGCCAUUUAUUAAGCCAAAACCGUAACCGUAACCAAAACCGGAAUUUCUCCUAGAUGCUUUGAUUGGAAAGUGAACACAUUACGAAACACAACACAGUGAACUACAGUUUCAAGAAAUUGUCUUAUUAAAAUAUAUUCGCAAUUCAAUAUUACACAUAUACAAAGAAAAUAAAAAUUCUUAAAUUGACAUUUUUUCCGCUUAAUAUACCAAUAAAUGUUUAACAUUCACUUAUUUUGCAUAUUUUA
Molecule: messenger RNA, 1024 nt
Organism: Drosophila rhopaloa
Lineage: Eukaryota; Metazoa; Arthropoda; Insecta; Diptera; Drosophilidae
Exons: 2
Coding region: 17-832 (271 amino acids)
Source: RefSeq, a predicted model, not a curated record